This is a messenger RNA of Phodopus roborovskii (desert hamster), 1308 nucleotides long. RefSeq names its product probable ubiquitin carboxyl-terminal hydrolase MINDY-4. The transcript is spliced from 6 exons. The coding region runs from base 1 to 1308 and encodes 435 amino acids. The record is from RefSeq and is a predicted model, not a curated record. Lineage: Eukaryota; Metazoa; Chordata; Mammalia; Rodentia; Cricetidae. Gene Ontology annotation, molecular function: cysteine-type deubiquitinase activity; K48-linked deubiquitinase activity. Gene Ontology annotation, biological process: protein K48-linked deubiquitination.
AUGCCUUGUAUCCAGAAUGCAAUCUGUCUGAAGCUCACAGGCUAUGCUCCGCCCUCAACUGCAGCACAGCUUGGAGGAUGCUCCUCCCUUCUUCCCUCCCGCUCCCCUAGAACGCCAGUUCCCCAGGAAGGGGCGGAGUUCUUCCUGGCGCGGAGGCCACCGUCGCCACGGCAACGCUGCUUUACUGGGCCCAACGGAUUCCGCGGCCUGGGAGUGCAGGAGGCCGCGUGGCCUGGGGGCAGCGCCAGCAGCAUGGACAGCCUGUACGUGGAGGAGGUGGCCGCCUCCCUGGUCAGGGAGUUUCUUAGCAGAAAGGGUUUGAGGAAGACAUUCAUGACCAUGGACCAGGAGCGCCCCCGCUGUGAUCUCAGCAUCAACAGCAGAAAUGAUCUCCGCAAAGUCCUACAUCUGGAGUUUCUCUACAGGGAAAACAAGGCAAAGGAGAAGCCUCUAAAAACCAACCUUGAGCUUAUUACCAGAUAUUUUCUGGACCAUUCUGGGAACACAGAGAAUUUAAGUCAAGAAGCCCCGAUCCCUCCACUCCCAGUUCCAAAGAAAAAUAAUAAAUUGCCUUCGAGAAGUUUGGAGACCACACUGGUGAAUAUUUAUGACCUUUCAGAUGACGACAUAGGAAGACGAACAUCAUGGUCAGAAGCAGGCAAAGCCAGGCAUGACAAUCUUGAUGGGGACAUACUCGGUAAUUUCCUAUCACCCAAAAAAAGCCCACACAAAAGUAAGCCCUCACACACGGUCCCGGGUGGCAGUCUUCCUUUGGUUCCUGCGUGGGAGAAGGCGGAGCAGCUUCAUUCUUCAGAGCCAUGCAUAGAUGUGAAGAGGCCGCUGGAGAGGAGCAGACCAAAGUCUGGCCUGAUUGUGCGAGGCAUGAUGGCCGGGCCCGUCGCCAGCUCCCCGCAGGACUCAUUCCGAAAACGCUCUCUGAGACGCUCCUCGUCCUUGAGCAGGAAGCUCCAAGCCCCAGAGGAAAGCCAGCAGCCCUCUGAGCCUCUUGUCCACACCCUCACCUGUCCAGGUCCACAGGAGGUCACCAUUGCCAGCAGUGACUCCAGGAGUUCUCUGGGCCAGCUGAGUGAACUGCCCACAGAGAAGCCAGAUGCCUCUUCCAGCAGCCAAGGGCUGUCCCAGAGGGACAGUGCUUCUUCGGAGGAUGGCUCACUGGGGUCCAGCCACACAGAAACCAGCACAACACCUUUGAAGCUGUACUUGCCGGGUGGGAAUCCCCGGGUGACCCAGGAGCGGCCGGAAAGAACAUUCAUGUGGCAGGGCAACCAGCCCCCAUCGCUCCGGUGA